Messenger RNA from Salvia splendens (bonfire salvia), 1269 nucleotides. RefSeq names its product putative serine/threonine-protein kinase receptor. The coding region runs from base 280 to 795 and encodes 171 amino acids. Lineage: Eukaryota; Viridiplantae; Streptophyta; Magnoliopsida; Lamiales; Lamiaceae. The transcript is spliced from 2 exons. The record is from RefSeq and is a predicted model, not a curated record. Gene Ontology annotation, molecular function: ATP binding.
GAAGGGUACUGACCAAUUCAAUUAUUCUAGGAGUACUUUUGCUAAAAAAUUGAGCCAAAAAAAAAUGAAAAACGAAAUGGAACCGUUGACUGUAGCCACCUUGGUCUACACUGCAGAAAAGAAUACAAGUGUUCAUCUUCAACAACUCUCCCUUUCUCUCUCCUCACCGUUAAUGGCGGCUCCCCCAUAUCCCCUCUCGUCAACCGAAACAUCCAUCACCAGGAAACCCCCCAUGCUCCUCAAUUUCAUCUGACAUCAUCUCCAAAUCAAUCAAUUUCUAUGGAUAAAACCUUCCAAGCAAUUCUGGCGGCCAUCGCCAGCUUCUUCGUGGUCACCGUAAUCCUUGCCUCAAUCCUCAUCAUCUGCAAGACCGAAUCCAAGCAGCAGCAGCAGCGCCGCCGCCGCCGCUCCUCAGCCCCUCAAACCCGAUCCCGCAAUCUGGUCGCGCCGAAGCCCAACCCUAGACCCGACCCGAACUAUUCCCCCUGCGACAGCGCAACCUUCGACCCGACGAGCCUCCCCCACGUGUCGAUGCAGGAGCUCGUCGCCGCGACGCACAACUUCUCCAGCGAUCUGAUCAUCGGCGACGGCAGCUUCGGGCUGGUCUACAAGGCCCGCCUCAGCACCGACGCCGUCGUCGCCGUGAAGCGCCUCUCCAGGGGCGUAGCUAGCCUAUGUUUAGAUGGGGCAAUUGGCCACAUCCAAAUCCCCACUCAUCCUUCUAUAUUUUGUAUAGCAGGUUUGGUUCUACUUGGAAUCCGGCGGGUGAGGCGACGAGAGAGAUGCCGGAGAUGAAGGGAAGCGGCGAUGCUGCUGCUGUGCAGGAUGGGUUACUGCGGCGGCGGUGGUGCAGGAGGGUCGACGGCGACGGAAGCGGAAUAAAGAGAAGGAGAGCCGACGGCGGUGGCAUGAAACCGUGAGAGAGACGUGCGACAAAAACGAGAAGAAGAAAGGAAGAGGAAGGAGAAAAACGGGCGAAGCGAGCGGCGGUGGGCAACGGCGACGGAAAGAGAGAUGAAGAAAGUAGAGGGUGGCUGCUGACCGAGGGAGCCGCCGGAGUGCACCACAGCUAGGCUGGCGUGUGGGGGUGGCUGGGCGGCGGCGCAUGGCAGGGUGGAAGAGAGAGAAAAGAGGCACAUCAUUCUGACUUAGGGUGUCAUGGAAUAGUAUAUUAGUUAUUGUACACUAAUUGGGCUCUAAUUUUGGGCUUUUAUUGUACUGUAUCAUAUAAUUUGAGUUCUUAUGUUAAACUCUAUAAUUGUUAUUAUA